ACAACCUUGGGGACCUUGUGGGAAAGUGGGUUUUUUGGGUGAGGAAAUCCAAAAUGAGUAAUUUUUGACAUUUUUGAAAAGUCUAAGGAUGAGAAACGGCAUAUUUUGAAAACGGGAAAUUUCUAGGCUAUCCUAACCAACCAAACCAGGGGGAGCUUCACCUAUCCCCUGGAUCCCUGGUUUAAGGUCACUAACCUAACCUAACAAUACUGGUAUUUGUUAAUGUUAACAAUAAUGCCAUGUUACUUUGCCUUUGAAAACUGACAUGAUGAUAUAGUAUACUUAAUGUAGUGUACGUCUGUAAAAGAUUUAGACAGCGCCCUCAUAAAGUAAACUCACAAAUCCACAUUGAAAACAGAGGUGUCUCCCAGAGCCAAUGGGAAGUUUUCGGAACUAAACCGCUAGAUGUCGUUGCUGCUCAUCUAACUGUAGGAAAGAGAGCUAAGAUAUUGUUGUAGUAAAUCUCAGGUGCAUAAAGAUGCAUAGAACAUUGGUUAUCAUGAUACUAUUGAAAUGAUGUAUUGACUUUUCAAUAUCUGGUAUGGAUAAUAUUGAGAGAAUGUAGUCAAAUUAAUUAUUUUUUGUGUGAUUAUCAAGUAAACUGUUAGCAUUAUCUUAAAUAAAGCAUAUUACAAGUAUAAAAACUAUUGAUUUGGACAACAAAAAAAUAUAAAAUCACACAGUACUAUAUAGUAUGACACAACCUACUCAGUAACAUCAUGAUAUAUGGCUCUAGUUCUUUUUUUUUUGUGGGGAUUUUAGCAUCCCUCUCACGAAGUGAGCAACAAGGCAAAGUAAUCGAGAACCAAAGCAAACAUCUCUCAGGCGAUCCUUGAGUGAUGGGAGAGGAGUACAGGAAACUUUUUCACCAGUUUUGUAAUGAUGCCAUUGUGUUGUGUCCCUCAAUGUGCCAUUCAAUGUGGGGGGCCACCAAUUCCCACAAGAAGCUGGAAUGAGGAAACUGUGGGAAGUUGCUAUAAAGAGGGACAAGUGGAGCAUUACUAUCACCAGGACACUUGAGUUGCCAUUUUUUUUUUUUUAUUAAAAUUGCCAUUUCCAUAAACUAGGAAGGAGAUCUAUGUAAUCUGGACUUUUGACUGUCACAGACAUGUUGCCUUUAUGUUUACUGUCAUUUAGAUUAAGACUUUUCCAAUCAAGAGUGUAUUCAUUUGGAAAUUUUAAGAUGACCAAAUAAAUCUAAAUGACGAUUCACUAGAAAAUCAACUUAUAUACAUUUGUUCAUGAAAAGAGUUUGAUUUUACUUGUGUUACUACUUAGAAGGGAUUACGUAGAAAAAUAUGUUAUAUAAGCCCAUUGCAUCUUCAUGUAAAUAGAAUAACACUGUAGGUAUAUCUGAUAUUGCUUGUAUGUGAGAGAAGAGUUUGUGUCUGUGCUGCCACCUGGUGACAACCACUAAUUCUGAAAACUCCCCAUUCCACAAUUUGUGUGUAAAGUACAGCUUCUUCCACACACUGAACCCUGGAAUCUUACUAUACCCUUUAGGAAGUAGUUCAUAUGUGAGUGAAAUAUAUAAAAAGUUUUUUUUGUCCAUACAUAAGCUCAGCUUGUUCAUUGUAUUGAAACUAUGAAUGAUAAGCAUUUUAUUAUGAGGCACAUUUUAUUUGCAAGAUAUAUGAGGGACACUACAAGGGUAUUAUUCUGUGCUGCCCCAUGAGGGAGGGUGUCACGGUGCCAUGUGGCCCAUGCCAGUUAGAUUCCAGCCAUCAUCAUAGAAAUUUUGGAAGAUUAUGAUCUACAUUUCUUGUUAUGCCUUUGAAAAAUGGUAGCUUUUAUCUUCACAGCCUAGAGGUUUGGCACUAUUUCCUCUCUUAGUGAAUGUCAAUGUACCGUAUUUCUUAGUAUGUGACAAUUUCAGAUGCUGGCUGUGAGGAAUAGCGUGUGGCUGCUGUGGUACAUACUGGUUAGGUUAGGUGAUGCCAAGUUUGGUUAAUGUCCUUAACGGGGAGUACAGGGCAGACGUGGGCAUGAUUAUGAUUACUAAUCAGAAAAAUCAUAAUCCUUGGCUCUGAUUACAUAAUCAUAAUCAAAUCUUAAUUAAAAAGUAGAUAACUCAUGUAAUCAUAAGCAAAUCAUAAUCAUAUUUUUCUUGGUAAUAAUCAGUGAUUAAGAUUUGAUUAUUGUGAUUACUUCUUUAUAAUUUCCAUGAAGCACUUAGCUUUCAAGUCCAAGUAUGUUUUGAAAGCUUAGCACCAUCUCAUGUUUUUACUUGCUUGUCUCCCAUGAUAUACAAGUAUCAGUCAAAUGCAUACAAAACCUACACGUGUUUCAGCAGACUUGAAAUGCAGUACUGGUAAGAAAAGAUCACUAGGCUGGUAUGGGAGUGCACAGCCUCAGGGUUACAUAUGAAACAUGUCUGUAAUCACUGUAAUGUGUGUAUCAAUCAUGAAACUGUCUAUCAUUGUGUGUGAGUGACUAUGUGUGUGUGUGUUGUAGUACUGUAUUACCCAACACGUUUGUACAUGCAUAUGCUGCUGGCUACAUAAGGCAAACAACACAUUUGUACAUGUACACAUUGCUGCCUUAUUUAAGGUAGACAGCUGAUAGACUCAUCACUCCACUCCACUCCUCAACAAGUUCAUAUCUAGAUCAUCAUGGCAAAACCAGUACUGGAUCAUUUUCAUGGCAGCUUCAAGCCAGAUCCUAUUACUCAAGUGAAACUGAAAUGCAAGCACUUUGACAAGGUUGUUAGUGAUAACAUUUGACUUCUAAUUUCCAUACUCACAUGAAGGUGAGGUAACAUGUAAUUGAAUCUUGUCAUCACCUUCAUAACAAACUACCCACACUGCAGAAAAGAUUUGUGCCACAUUCACCAAAAUCAUCACUAGCUUUAACCUAGAAACAAAGAUUUUGACAAUUGUAACCGACAGUGCCAACAAUAUGCUUAAACCAUUUGUGACACUUCCCAGUCUGGACAAUGUGGACAGUAAUCAAGACAGUGAAAGCAAAGAGGAGAAUGACUACCUUUGACAUUCCUGAUAACAAUGGAAAGUUCCUUAAGUUAUUGCCUGGGAAUGUCAGAUGUUUUGUUCAUACUUCACAAUUUUUUUUUUUUUUUUAUGUAGGAAGGACACUGGCCAAGGGCAACAAAAAUCUAAUAAAAAAAAAUGCCCACUGAAUUGCCAAUCCCAUAAAAGGGUCAAAGCAGUAGUCAAAAAUUGAUGAAUAAGUGUCUUGAAACCUCCCUCUUGAAGGAAUUCAAGUCAUAGGAAGGUGGAAAUACAGAAGCAGGCAGGGAGUUCCAGAGUUUACCAGAGAAAGGGAUGAAUGAUUCAGAAUACUGGUUAACUCUUGCAUUAGAGAGAUGGACAGCAUAGGGGUGAGAGAAAGAAGAAAGUCUUGUGCAGCGAGGCUGUGGGAGGAGGGGAGGCAUGCAGUUAGUAAGAUCAGAAGAUCAGUUAGCAUGAAAAUAACAGUAGAAGACAGCUAGAGAUGCAACAUUGCGAUGGUGAGAGAGAGGCUGAAGACAGUCAGUUAGAGGAGAAGAGUUGAUGAGACGAAAAGCAUUUGAUUCCACCCUGUCUAGAAGAGCACUAUGAAUGGAACCGCCCCCAGACAUGUGAAGCAUACUCCAUACAUGGACGGAUAAGGUCCUUGUACAGAGUUAGCAGCUGGGGGGGGUGAGAAAAACUGGCAGAGACGUCUUAGAACGCCUAACUUCAUAGAAGCUGUUUUAGCUAGAGAUGAGAUGUGAAGUUUCCAGUUCAGCUUAUAAGUAAAGGACAGACCAAGGAUGUUCAGUGUAGAAGAGGGGGACAGUUGAGUGUCAUUGAAGAAGAGGGGAUAGUUGUCUGGAAGGUUGUGUCGAGUUGAUAGAUGGAGGAAUUGAGUUUUUGAGGCAUUGAACAAUACCAAGUUUGCUCUGCCCCAAUCAGAAAUUUUAGAAAGAUCAGAAGUCAAGUGUUUUGUGGCUUCCAUGCGUGAAAUGUUUACCUCCUGAAGGGUUGGACGUCUAUGAAAAGACGUGGAAAAGUGCAGGGUGGUAUCAUCAGCGUAGGAGUGGAUAGGACAAGAAGUUUGGUUUAGAAGAUCAUUAAUGAAUAAGAAGAAGAGAGUGGGUAACAGGACAGAACCCUGAGGAACACCACUCUUAAUAGAUUUAGGAAAAGAACAGUGACCGUCUACCACAGCAGCAAUAGAACGGUCAGAAAGGAAACUUGAGAUGAAGUUACAGAGAGAAGGAUAGAAGCCGUAGGAGGGUAGUUUGGAAAUAAAAGCUUUGUGCCAGACUCUAUCAAAAGCUUUUGAUAUGUCCAAGGCAACAGCAAAGGUUUCACCAAAAUCUCUAAAAGAGGAUGACCAAGACUCAGUAAGGAAAGCCAGAAGAUCACCAGUAGAGCGGCCUUGACGGAACCCAUACUGGCGAGCAGAUAGAAGGUUGUGAAGUGAUAGAUGUUUAAGAAUCUUUCUGUUGAAGAUAGAUCCAAAAACUUUAGAUAGGCAGGAAAUUAAAGCAAUAGGAUGGUAGUUUGAGGGAUUAGAACAGUCACCCUUUUUAGGUACAGGUUGAAUGUAGGCAAACUUACAGCAAGAAGGAAAGGUAGAUGUUGACAGACAGAGCUGAAAGAGUUUUACUAGGCAAGGUGCAAGCACUGAGGCACAGUUUCGGAGAACAAUAGGAGGGACCCCAUCAGGUCCAUAAGCCUUCCAAGGGUUUAGGCCAGUGAGGGCAUGGAAAACAUCAUUGCGAAGAAUUUUAAUACAGUCGUACCUCGGUACUCGACCGCCUCUAUACUCGACCAAAUUGGUGCUCGACCAAAAAAUUCGAGUAGAAAAUGCAUCGGACCUCGAACAGAUUUUCGGUACUCGACUAGCCGAGUCGACCCGAACGCGCUCCUCGGCCCUUCUCGGCCCUUCUCGGCCAGCGGGUAAGCAUCAGUUCGACUCAGACCGCCAGCGGAGUAAGACGUACGCAGUUUGUUCGAGUAUUUCUUCCCAGAUUUAAACUUUUUCGUGUUGCUCUAGCCCUUAAUAAUGGGUCCAAAGAAAGACAGUGAUAAGGGGAAGGCAAAGAGGAAAACAGUGAGGACCACUAAGGCAGAAGCAACUGACAAUGGACAGGUUCCUUCUUAAAGAAAAGAGGAAGGCUACUGCCCAGCCAGAUUCACCUCCACGGAAGAGAGAGAGAAGGGAGAAAACCCCUGAAGGCGCGUUACCUAGCGUCAUCAUUAUUUAUCUUUAUCAUGUACUGCUUGUGCACAUUUACGUUUUAUUGUUGUUUAGAUACACGUUCUUAUAAUAUUUUAGGUAUUUUUCUUAAUGGUAAGAACGGAUUAAAAUACUUUCCAUUAUUUCUUAUGGGAAAAUUGGUUUCGGUGUUCGAACAAAUCGGUGCUCGACCACCACCUCAGAACGGAUUAUGGUCGAGUACCGAGGUACGUCUGUAGGUGGCAUGAAGUAGCCCAGAAUCGUCCAAGGUAGAGUUUUUAGCAAAGGUUUGAGUGAAGAGUUCAGCUUUAGAAAUAGAUGUGAUAGCAAUGGUGCCAUCUGGUUGAAAUAAAGGAGGGAAGGAAGAAGAAGCAAAGUUAUUGGAGAUAUUUUUGGCUAGAUGCCAGAAGUCACAAGGGGAGUUGGAUCUUGAAGGGUUUUGACACUUUCUGUUAAUGAAGGAGUUUUCGGCUAGUUGGAGAACAGACUUGGCAUGGUUCCGGGCAGAAAUAUAAAGUGCAUGAGAUUCUGGUGAUGGAAGGCUUAAGUACCUUUUGUGGGCCACCUCUCUAUCAUGUAUAGCACGAGAACAAGCUGUGUUAAACCAAGGUUUAGAAGGUUUAGGACAAGAAAAAGAGGGAGGAGUGUACGCCUCCAUGCCAGACACUAUCACCUCUGUUAUGCACUCAGCACACAAAGACAGGUCUCUGACACAGAAGCAGUAGUCAUUCCAAGGAAAAUCAGCAAAAUACCUCCUCAGGUCCCCCAACUAGCAGAGGCAAAACGCCAGAAGCACCUUCGCUUAGGGGGAUCCUGAGGAGGGAUUGGAGUGAUAGGACAAGAUACAAAUAUGAGAUUGUGAUUGGAGGAGCCCAACAGAGAAGAAAGGGUGACAGCAUAAGCAGAAGGAUUAGAGGUCAGGAAAAGGUCAAGAAUGUUAGGCGUAUCUCCAAGACAGUCAGGAAUACAAGUAGGGUGUUCACCAAUUGCUCUAGGUCGUGGAGGAUAGCAAAGUUGAAGGCUAGUUCACCAGGAUGGUCAGUGAAGGGAGAGGAAAGCCAAAGUUGGUGGUGAACAUUGAAGUCUCCCAGAAUGGAGAUCUCUGCAAAGAGGGUCAGAAUGUGCUCCACUUUGGAAGCUGAAUAGUCAAAGAAUUUCUUAUAGUCAGAGGAGUUAGGUGAGAGGUAUACAGCACAGAUAAAUUUAGUUUGAGAGUGACUCUGUAGUCGUAGCCAGAUGGUGGAAAACUCGGAAGAUUCAAGAGGGUGGGCACAAGAGCAGGUUAAGUCAUUGCGCACAUAAAAGCAGCAUCCAGCUUUGGAUCGAAAAUGAGGAUAGAGAAAGUAGGAGGGAACAGAAAAGGGGCUACUGUCAGUUGCCUCAGACACCUGAGUUUCAGUGAGGAAAAGGUGAAAGAUGGGCUCAAAGAAGCAGGGCCUGUAUGAGGAGUCAUUGGAAAAAGCCUCACGUCUAGUAUCACACAUUCGUCAUUCACCACUGGCAUCUGACAUUCUUGAAGGGGAAUGCAGACCUCAGGCCAAAAAUGCAACCCGAUGGAACAGCAGUAAUAAGAUGCUUCACUCCCUUCUGAAUAUUGAUCCAGAAAAGCUUGAUCAGUUAAACUGUCCAGUAAAGCUAACCAAAUAUGAACUUAAUCUCAUCAAGGAAAUAACAGGCAUCUUGAUACCAUUUGAAGUAGCAACUCUAGAGUGUCAGGGAAAGAAUGUUGUAACGUCAAGCAAAGUAAUUUCAUGCAUUCAUGGAUUGAAAGCUGAGCUUGAACAACUGUCACAGAGAUACAAGUCAAAGAUGAUUACUACUCUCAAAAGCUCAGUCAAGAAAAGAUUGAAGAUCUUUGAAGACAUGGAGAUAUUUCAGCUGGCCUCUCUCCUAGAUCCACGCUUUAAGAUGGACUGGUGCUCACCAGAAGAAGUCAUGUUCAUGAAAUCCCUACUGAAGUCUAAAGUAGAUGAAAUUAUGCCUACUACCACUGAAGAAAAGGGUUCCCUUCAGGAAAAUAUGGAGGCCCCUUCAAAGAAGUGCAAGCUGUUCAGAUCCAUGACACCAUCAGCAUUAAUGAGCUCUCCCCUCUGUACAUUAACAUCAACUUUAUCACAAGUAGACUCCUACCUGAAACAGAAUCACUCAACAUUACCUCAACUAACUAUACUGGCUCUCCGAUAUCUGUGUAUCCCAGCAUCAUCAGCUCCAGUUGAGAGACUUUUCUCAAUUGCUGGGAAAGUCUUUCAUCCUGAAUGAUGCAGAAUGAUUGAUGUUCACUUUGAGGAGUUGAUGUUUAUUAAGUGUAACCAACACAUAGUAAAUUAGACCUUACAUGAGAAAUAAUCUAGCCUAUAACAAGUCAUGUGUAUAACAAGUUCUAUAUUUUUCAAAGAGAAAUACUUUAUUUUCAUUAUUGCUGUGAAAGCCUGUGAUCGUGAUUUGAAAUAAAUUCAUAGAAGUAAUGUAUUAUGUACUGUAAAGCAAAAACAAGUAAAGCCUCUUACACACAAUGUAUGUUUUUAAUACUAUUAGUUAGUAAGUGAUUUAAGCAGUUAUAUUACUGUGCUCAAAUAUGGAACAGUGCACCAAAUAGAUAUAGUUUGUUACCUAUUUAGGCAUUGUACUUAAUCAUUGCUAAUCAUUAUCUUUUUAUAAAUAAUCACAGUGAAAUGUGAUUAUAAUCAUAAUCAAAUCCUAAUCAUGUACAAAAAGAAAAAAAUAAUCAUAAUAAAAAGUAGCAAAACUAAAGCAAUCAUAAUUUAAUCACAAUCAAAAAAGUAUUCCAGACCAAAAUCAAAUCAUAAUAAUUUUUUUAUAAUCAUGCCCAUGUCUGGUACAGGGGAGCAAAGUCCCCCCAGUUAGGUUAGAUUAGAUAAUGCUAGGUUAUGUUAGUGUUCUUAAGGGGGCUCCAGGGGGCAGCAAAGCCCCCCACCAGUUAGGUUCGAAAUUUCCCCACUUGUCAAAGCAUGGCAUCCAAUCCUUAAACUUUUUUUCAUGAAUGUCCAAAUUUGCCCUAAUUUGGCUUCCCCCCCAUAAAACCUUGUUCUCCACGUUCAGCCAAUAGGUGGGCUGUAUUCUACAAUGUGGGAGGGAAGAGCUUGAUUUUGAAUCAGUCUUGGGCGAUGGCUUACUGCUGUGGCUGUGAGUGAUAUUUGGCUGCUGACAGAUAUUUCCAUAACUAGGGAGAUAGUGGAACAGGAGAUAGAUAGGCUAAAAAAGUUCAAGUCACCAGGACCUGAUGAAAUAUAUCCCAGAGUACUUAAGGAAUGUAAAGAGAUUAUUAGUGAGCCGUUACUUUCUGUCUUUAGGAAAUCACUGGAGUCAGGUGAGGUACCAGUAAUGUGGAGGCAGGCUAAUGUAGUACCCAUCUUUAAGAAAGGAGAUAAAACUUUAGCGUCUAAUUAUAGACCUGUCAGCUUAACUUCAGUUGUAGAUAAAAUGUUAGAGUCAAUAAUAGCGAGGAACAUUAGGGAACAUUUAGACAAACGUAACUUGAUAAAUCAGUCACAGCAUGGCUUCACGAAGGGGAAGUCUUGCCUGACAAACUUGUUAAGUUUUUACAGUAAGGUGUACAGUAGAUAAUGGUGAUAGUUAUGAUAUCUUAUAUAUGGACUUUAGUAAAGCAUUUGACAAGGUACCCAAUCAAAGGCUCCUGAGAAAGGUUAGGGCACACGGGAUAGAUGGGAAGGUGUUAGGCUGGAUAGGGUCAUGGCUUGAUAACAGGUGACAGAGAGUGGUAAUAAACGGCUCGAAAUCCGAGUGGGGUCAUGUAAUUAGUGGGGUGCCACAGGGAUCAGUAUUAGGGCCAUUGUUAUUUCUAAUAUAUAUCAAUGACUUGGAUAGUGGAAUUAGUGAUGUUAGUAAAUUUGUAGAUGACACAAAGAUAGGUAGAUUAAUUAGGUCAGAAUUGGAUGCCAUCGCCUUGCAGGCAGACUUAGAUAGAAUGAAUGAAUGGACGGAUAGAUGGCAAAUGCAAUUUAAUAUCAAUAAAUGCAAAGUGCUUAGCGUAGGUAGAGGAAACCCACACAAUAGGUACACAUUAAACAACCAAACUCUGGUAGGUACAGGGUACGAGAAAGAUUUAGGAGUUAUAGUUAGCUCUGAACUCCGUCUAGGGAAACAAUGCAUAGAAGCCAGAAACAAGGCAAAUAGGGUACUAGGAUUCAUUUUUAGGAGUGUUAAAAGUAGAAGGCCGGAAGUAAUAUUAAAGUUAUACUUGGCGCUGGUCAGACCUCAUCUAGACUACACUGUGCAGUUCUGGUCCCCACAUUACAGGAAAGAUAUAGGUCUAUUAGAAUCAGUACAGAGGAGAAUGACUAAAAGGAUACAGGGGAUAAGGAGUAUUCCUUAUGAGGCGAGGUUGAAGCUGUUAAAUUUACAUUCUCUAGAGAGACGUAGGUUAAGAGGGGACCUGAUAGAAGUCUUUAAGUGGUAUAAGGGUUAUAACAAGGGAGAUGUAAGCAAAAUUCUUAGGAUCAGCAACCAGGGUAGAACAAGAAAUAACAGGUUCAAGCUUUAAAAAUUUAGGUUUAGGAAGGAGAUAGGAAAAAAUUGGUUCUCAAAUAGAGUGGUAGAUGAGUGGAACGGACUCAGUAAUCAUGUUGUUAGUGCUAGGACACUAGAGAGCUUUAAGAGAAGAUUAGACAAGUUUAUGGAUGGGGAUAACAGAUGGAAAUAGGUAGGUGUGUUUCAUACAGGGACUGCCACAUGUAAG
This is a messenger RNA of Scylla paramamosain (green mud crab), 9883 nucleotides long. RefSeq lists its product as uncharacterized. The record is from RefSeq and is a predicted model, not a curated record. The transcript is spliced from 2 exons. Gene Ontology annotation, cellular component: nucleus. Bases 6583 to 7425 code for a protein of 280 amino acids. Gene Ontology annotation, biological process: regulation of transcription by RNA polymerase II. NCBI's taxonomy places the organism in Eukaryota, Metazoa, Arthropoda, Malacostraca, Decapoda, Portunidae. Gene Ontology annotation, molecular function: protein dimerization activity.